GCAAGGUCCAGGAAGAGGGUGGAGGCCACGGCAGCGGAGGACUCCACUAGACCUUGUCUCGUUCGCGGCAAGGAUGGCAGCGCCUUUGCCCGCUGCGAGGGGUGCAAAAAGGAUGUCCCGGUGGCAACCAUAAGCUUUCACAGUUGCAGCCUCGAUGCCAAAAUCAAGACCAAUCUCGAGGCUCAAGUCGUGGAAGAACCCCAGUCAAGUGACUACCAAGAGGAAGAAAUCCAGUACAUCAGAACCAAAUGCAAAGAGAAGCAGGUCUGACAAGCUCAACAAGACCAAGGAUCCAAAUGCACCCAAGCGCCCUCUCACUGCCUUUUUCCUAUUCAUGCAUGAUUUUAGAAAAUCCUACAAGGAAGCUAAUCCUGAUUCUAAGGAUGUUAAGAUGGUUGCAAAAGAGGGUGGUGAAAAGUGGAAACUUUUGACUGAUGAGGAGAAAAGGCCUUACAUUGACAAAGCUGCUGAGCUUAAAGCUGAGUUCAAAAAGACCUUGGAGACUGAAGCUGAUGAUGCUGAAGAUGGUGAUGGUGAAGCUGAAGAUGUUUCAGAAAAGGAAGUGCUAGAGAAGGAAGUGGAACAAGUAUCUGACGGGGAGUAGUAUAUUUUGUUAAAAAUGUAUGUCCUCUAUUCUGUAGAGGGGUGAAAAUUGCAUGAUUGGAUGUUUGUAAAUCCUUAGGCUUGUUGUGAUCGUGUAGUCUAAAUAGUUUGAGGACUUUCCCUAUCAUUUAUGCGGUCAUUUGAUCACAUAGUAUCGCUUAUCUUUGAUUCUCUGCUGCCAAUAUACUUGUUGGCAUUUUUCUGAUAUCUUUUCCUAUGGUAAUGGAAGUUUUGAUUCUCUUCUUUAAAGGAAAUGUUUUGGGA
Molecule: messenger RNA, 867 nt
Organism: Argentina anserina (silverweed cinquefoil)
Lineage: Eukaryota; Viridiplantae; Streptophyta; Magnoliopsida; Rosales; Rosaceae
Product: high mobility group B protein 7-like
Exons: 10
Coding region: 155-604 (149 amino acids)
Biological process (GO): polar nucleus fusion
Cellular component (GO): nucleus
Molecular function (GO): DNA binding
Source: RefSeq, a predicted model, not a curated record